AUGAAUCGUUUUCUAAUUUUUAUGUUUGUUGUUGCGACAUGUUUUGGAUUGAAUGUAGCAUUUGACAUGUUCCCAUGUCCGAGUAACACUAUUCUAAUUACGAACGAGCUUGGUCCCAGUUUGGUUCUUCAGUACCAUUGUCAUUCAAGAGACAACAAUCUAAAUGUCUCCAAUUUACAAUUCAAUGAAACAAAGGUAAUCAACUUCGGAGACAAGUUAGGGAGAAGGACAAGAUGGACUUGUCUUUUGAAACACGGCUUAUACAUGCGAUAUUAUUCAGAAUUUAUAGGAUACCGAAUGGGCAACGUUCGUCGAUGUGGUCAUACACGUCAUUGGAUUGCCAGAAAAGAUGGAAUUUAUCUUACAAGAAAUCAAAAUCCGCCACCACUGUUCCAUCAUGGAUGGAAUAAAACUAAUUAA
Molecule: messenger RNA, 420 nt
Organism: Arabidopsis lyrata subsp. lyrata
Lineage: Eukaryota; Viridiplantae; Streptophyta; Magnoliopsida; Brassicales; Brassicaceae
Product: S-protein homolog 14
Source: RefSeq, a predicted model, not a curated record